AUGCAUCACAUUGUCAAAACUUUCGAAGAAAAAGGAAGGUUUGAAGAUGAGAGCGAAGCCGAUAUUAUUCGACAGAAACUCGAAAUGCUAGUAUCUAGCAUCCAGGUAGAAGUUGCAAAGCUCGAUGAAAGAUUUCAGGGGGAUUUGAUCAAGAGCGGAAGUGUUUACGAAGGAGUAAAAAUCCAUCAGCCUGACGAGUUUGACUUCAUGUUCAGAAUCGACUGUCUCACUAACAAACCUCGCCUCUCUCGCUGCGAAAAUAUCCCAGGAUACGUGAGACUCGCACUGGAUGAUGAGAAAUGGAAAGAAUUUACAGAUGAACAAGGCUUCUUCAGCCCCAAUAAGCUAUGCAGCCAUUUCAAAAGGCUAGUCAACGAAUCUUGGAGAACCAUAGACGUCCCCGAAGGAAUGGCCAUACAAAAAGUAGACCAGGGUUACAUAGAUGGACCGUGGGGACCUGUGUUCAAUGGCCUAGUUGGAGGAGAGGGCCGCCCGUCUGAGAUUAUCGACAUUGAAUCGCACGGCCCAGCUACGACAAUAAAAGUUGUAUGGCACGGUGGUAGCAGUUACAGUGACUUACUUAUAAAAGUUGAUUUGACGCUAGCGCUGGAAUACGUCAUUUCAAAUCUUCCAGUAGGGUUGUCAGACCAGCUUCCACACACUGUAGCUAGUGGGUAUCUCAACAAGGCUGGUUUUCACGUCGUUCCCGCGGGGUUUGAUGUGUGGCGUAUAUCAUUCUCCAGUGUCGAGAAAGAAAUCCUGUCCGAUUCUUCAGCCGAGUUUAAAGCAUGUUACCGAAUAUUAAAGUACCUCAGGGACAGCGCCGCAAAAGACCUCAAUUUGGACGCAUCCUUACUCCCAUCGUACAUUUUUAAGAGCGUCUUGCUAUCUCAGUUUUUUGCAGCGGGUGCGGAGUCCGAGGAUUAUUGGCUGGGAAAGGUAGAAGACACCUUAGAUGUUGUUUUGCGGGGGAUUAUGCAUAGAGAUAUCCAGAAUUUCUUCUUGUCAGGAUACAAUCUACUGUCCACGACUGACCACAAGAACAAGUUGCGACAGUUCAUCGUGGAAAAUAUGAUGAGUCUCGUGAAGGAUUUAAAGAUGACACACACUCGAGAAGAAGUUGGAGAAACGAAUAGGCAAAUCAGAGUGCUAGAAAUGGUAGAUGUGCUGGAAUUCAUGGUAUCUGAAACUCUUGGCGGAAAAGAUCUCACCGCGUUCUGGAAUAAGCUGUUUGUCAACAUUGAUGAUGUUCCUACGGAAGCAUUUUAUGAAGAAAGCAACUUCACCGACCAGAUCACUGACAUGGAUAGGUUAGACCUUGAUGAAGAUAUCUAUGAAAAGCUCGUUCAACAAUGGUCUAUGGUAAAAAAGCUUUUCGACCAACUGAUUGCUGUCCUUCCUGGAGAUCUGAAAAUUUUGGCUCGUAAAUUCUUCAUCAGAACCGGGCAAAAAAGGAAAAAAUUUGAACGAGAACAUAAAGGUGCCCUUGCCAACCCCAUCAAGCAAAUAACAAAUCAUGAAGCUGCCUGCCAAUACAUAAUGGAGUACUCUGAAAAAUACGUAGACGGAAAGGGCUUUACUGCAAAGUGUUACUCAAAUCUGCUCAAAGCAAUUCCUCCUGAUUACAUAUCUCCAAGAGGCCUUCAGGAUGUUGUUGACAUAACCUUGAAAGACGGAAGUGAACGAGGUCGUGUGGUAUUCAGAGAGCGCCUUUUGGAAUACAUGUCCUUGGUCCCUGAAUCAGUAUUAAUUAGGGUUCUUGCUGGCUUUAUAAGCCAGAUAUUCGUUCAUGGUCAACAAGUGUUACGGCGCAAACUUGACUACAUCAAAUUGCCGGAGUUAGAUCUCAUAGACUGA
Porites evermanni is the source of this 1857-nucleotide messenger RNA. The record is from the annotation of a GenBank genome assembly. Lineage: Eukaryota; Metazoa; Cnidaria; Anthozoa; Scleractinia; Poritidae.